Symbiodinium sp. CCMP2592 is the source of this 3564-nucleotide messenger RNA. The record is from the annotation of a GenBank genome assembly. NCBI's taxonomy places the organism in Eukaryota, Dinophyceae, Suessiales, Symbiodiniaceae.
AUGUGCUGCUGCGGCAGUCUUUCAGACGCGAGAACAUAUACCAGGUCCAUCCAGCAGCUCGGGAAGCAACUCGAAUGGCAGAAAAGUUUGAGAGUGCUCGGAGACUUCCGGCAGAGCCGAUGUGACGGUGCGGUACAUGCAUACAGCGCAGGGAUCACUGCAACUGGAGACUGGCAUCGGGCCGUAGAGCUUCUAAGUGAUUUGCAAAACAUCUCCCAGGCAAACGUUGUUACAUUCAGUUCCGCCAUCAGUGGAUGUGAGAAGAUCUCGGCAUGGCAACCAGUGUUGCUUCUGCUGAGACAGGCUCAAGACGCCUUUGUGAAAGCUGAUGUCAUCGUUUUCAACGCGGUCGCAAGCGCCUGCCAAAAAGGAAGCGAUUGGCAACGAGCUGCUCAGCUCUUGGACGUGCUGUUCAGUGAGGCUCUGGAGCCAACCAUAGUCUCACACAGUACCGUCAUAAGCGCGUGGGGGCGCGCAAGCCGGUGGCAAGUGGCUUUGUAUUUGUUGCGGGCAUUGCCUCUGUUUGGCCUAAAGGCGAACAGAGUGGCAUAUGGUGCAACGCUGAGUGCAUGUGAGGCGAGUUCACAUUGGCAAACGGCACUUGGGCUGUUUGCGGAGGUGGGUUCAAAGAGUCUCAAGGUGAACCUGAUUAUUGCGAACACAGUUAUAAGUGCGUGCGAGAAGGCUGCAGAGUGGGAAGCCGCGCUGGUCCUUCUGUCCAACCUUUUGGCUUUGCAGAUGCCGCAGUUGCCGCAGCCUGACGAGAUCAGCUUUAACUCUGCCAUCAGUGCUUGCGAGAAAGCAGGCCAGUGGCAGUGGGCUCUUAAGCUCCUGGAAGAGCUCGACGGGGCCCGACUACGAGCAUCUGUCGUCUCGUGCAGUGCAGCGGCCAGUGCCUGCGAGAAGGGAAGUGCAUGGUUGCAGGCCAUGCUCCUGAUCAGCAGCAGCCAGAGAAGCAAGAUCCAGCUCGAUGUGAUUGCCUACAGCGCGCUGGCAAGUGCUUGCGCACAGGGCGACAGUUGGCAAACGGCCGUUUGCCUAGUAGCCGACCUUCGCCAGAGCGAUGCGCACACGGACUUGGUCACCUGCAAUGCUGUGAUCACUGCCUGUGCAGAGGGCCGCCGUUGGCGGACAGCCACGACAAUGCUGCGAAACUUCCAGAAAGAGCAGCUCCGCAGCGAUGAGGUCUCCGUCUGUGCUGCCAUCACUGCUUGCCAGCAGGAGUGGCCAACAGCCGUGCAUGUGUUGUCUUUGUUUCGAAGCAGCUUGCCGCGCAGCAGAGUCGCCUUCAACGCAGCAGCUGCCGCCGGAGAGAAGGGCAGCUGCUGGCAGCUGGCGCUCCUCUUCGCAAAAGUGGGGCUGCAGAGGCUGACGCCUGAUGCUGUCUCCUACAACGUGGCCAUCAGUGCCUGCCAGAAGCAGGAGCUGUGGCAGUGGGCCAUGCUUUUGCUUCACGAGCUUUGGGACAGCCGGCUUCGGGCCAGCGUCAUUACAUACAGUGUUGCGAUUGGGGCAGCCCACGCUGCCGGACGCUGGGCUUGGGCACUUCACUUCAUGCAGAGGCUCGACCGGGAUGGGGAGGCGCCCAACGUCAUCACUUUCAACGCAGUAUUGAGCACGUGCGCUGGGCAGCAUCGCUGGCAGCGGACCUUGUCCCUCCUCUCCUGCUGUGGACCGCGAGAUGUGGUUACCCACGUGUGGCUGCCAGCCACCGCACAUUUGGCCAAAGAGCGGGCUGUGGUCUGCGGGCAACGACAGCUCAUGUCGCGCAGCGAUGGGUCACCAGAAAGCGGCAACCUUGGUCUGGCAGAGGGCAGAGAGGACACGUGGCUGCUGGCCAAGCCACAUCUUUGGGCCGGCGUCCGGAACCGCAUCCAGGCCGAUGUGGUCUCGCUCACCGCCGCUGGCAGUGCAUGCCUGCGCAACAGACAGUGGCGGUCAUCCCUGCAGCUUCUUGCACAGCUUCGCUCUUCGUCACUUCGUGCAGAUUCCCAUUCCAAGAAUGUCGCGCUGAGCAGCUUGCUGUAUCGCAGGAGGGGCUGGAUAUCCGCUGUGCAGCUUCUGGAAGACGGCAUCGUUGCAGAUGUGGUCUCUUACACCACAGUAAUGCGUGCUCGAGCUUCGGCAAGCCUGUGGCAUCAAUCCGUGGGCACACUCACCCAGAUGGGGGCAUGUAAGCUCGUCUUCAACAACAUAGCGUGCACGAUCGGCCUCUCCGCCUGCCAGGAGGGCCGACGUUGGGAGGUCGCGAUGAACCUGUUGGAGUUCGUGGUCUCCUCAAGGGUGCAGGCUGAUGUUGGCACCCUCACGGCAGCGCUGAGCAAUUUCAAGUCAGAGGUGACUGAUGCCUGGACACGUGCCUUAUCCCUUUACCAUAAGAGUGUUUCCACUGCUCUCCGAGCUGAUGUGGUGUUGUGUUGCGCGGCUAUGAGUGCAUGUCGGGAUCCUUGGCGCUGGAGCUUGCAGUGCUUCGCGCUGCUGCGGCGGCAGCACUUGCAGACCAACGCAGUCGCCUCCGCCACAGCUACGAAGGCCUUCGAGCUCAGUACCCACUGGGCUGCAGCUCUCUCUCUCUCGCUUUCAUCGCUCGCAAGCCACUGUCGGCCCUGUGCUGCAACAGGCCUUGCCGCCUGCAGUGCUUGCGGGCUAGCCUCCUUUUGGGAACACAGCCUCCGCAUUUCCCUCUCUGGAGCUCCGGCAAGGGUCGCUUCCUGUGCCCGAGGAACUGCCUGGCGCUUGGCAUUGUUCGUGGCGGCAGUCCCGGAGCGUCGGCGCGAGGUGGCACGAGUCAGCCUCAAUGCUGCGAUGAGCGCUUUGCGAAGGAUUGAAAUGUGGCAAACUGUCGCGGGGAUGCUGUCCCAGAUGUCGCGCCGGCAGAUCGUCCCUGACACCAUCUCGCACAACUCCGUCAUCUCCGCCAUGCUGCAUGCAUGGGAAUAUGCUUUGGCGAUCCUUCGGGUUUUAGGUGGCUGUGAAGGCUUGGUGAGCUUCAAUGCGGCCUUGCGAAGCAUUGCGCGCGCAGCCCAGUGGCUGCUGGCCAUGCAGCAGGUGCGAACGAUGAGGCGUCGAGCAAGCGCAAUCUCGAGUAUCACCUGGAACUCGGUCGUCUCAGCUUGCGAGAAUGAUGGACAGUGGCCUGUUGCACUACUGCUUCUGCAAAAGAUGCCCGAGCUCAGAGUGCUACUUGAUCUCUUUGGCCGCAACAGUGCAAUCAGCGCGUCUGAGAAAGGCUCACAGUGGGCAAUCGCUUUGCUUCUUUUGAAAGCUUCUGACCUCGGGGUUGAGGCUGACGUCUUCAGCUUUGGUUCUGUGGUGGCGGCGUGCAGGACACCAGAUCUGUGGCAAGUUGCCACCGGUACAUGUCAAGAGAUGCGAGCAGCACAGGUGCAGACUGACGUAGUGGCUUGCAGUGCUGCGCUGAGCGCUUUGGGGAAUGCCGCAAAGUGGAGGCAAGCUGCGCAGCUCUGUGCAAACAGCGAGGCUAUGCAAGAGGAGGACUUACCCUACAACGCAGCAGUGUGGGCCUUUGCACAGGGCGAAAGGCGUACACGGCAGCAGUCGUAG